Messenger RNA from Ilyonectria robusta, 1173 nucleotides. Its product is annotated as Lactonase, 7-bladed beta-propeller-domain-containing protein. Bases 1 to 1173 code for a protein of 390 amino acids. Gene Ontology annotation, molecular function: protein binding; 6-phosphogluconolactonase activity. The transcript has a single exon. NCBI's taxonomy places the organism in Eukaryota, Fungi, Ascomycota, Sordariomycetes, Hypocreales, Nectriaceae. The record is from RefSeq and is a predicted model, not a curated record.
AUGAAGUUUUCCGCCCUUGGCCUCACGGCCCUCGCCGCUGCUGCUUCAGCCCUCCCUAGCUACCGCCGCGCCGCGGACUCCUCCGCAACCACCGCCCGCGUCCUCAUGGGCAACAACGGCCACAUCUACAUCGCCGACUACCAGCCCGCGGCCAAGAAGUUCACCAUGACCCUGGAGGAGGAGUCCAUUGGCGACCCUUCCUGGAUGGCCUUUAUCCCUCCCAACCGCCUCUAUGCCGUCGACGAGUUCUCGUCCGCCAUCUACUACUACGAGCUCGACCUGGAGAACAACAAGCUCGAGUUGAAGGCCGGCCAGAACGGCAGCUCGGGCGUCGUCCACCUCGAGUUUAACAAGGACAAGACUCGCAUGGUUGGCUCCGCCUACGGCAACGGCACUAUUGAUGUCUGGAACAUUGAGAACGGCGGCCUCGAGCUCGUCAAGACGAUCGAGUCCGCGGGCGACCUUGGCCCCAACAAGCUGCGCCAGACCAGCGCCCACCCUCACCAGGCCCUCCUCGACCCCUCCGGCCGCUACUUCGCCGUCAACGACCUCGGCACCGACGACAUCGUCGUCCUUGACUCGGAGAACAAGUACGACGCCAAGUACGUCAAGGUCGAGCCCGCCGGCUGCGGUCCCCGCCACGGCGUCUUCUACCCCCAGGGCGGCGACAGCGCUACUCACUACAUUGUCGUCUGCGAGAUCACCAGCCAGGUCCUCGUCUACCAGGUCAAGUACACCACCGAGGGACUGCGCUUCAGCAAGACCCAGACCCUGUCCACCUUUGGCGCCGACGCUCCCCCAGCCAACGCCACCUCGGCGGCCGCGGGCGAGAUCCAGAUCACGCCCAACAACCAGGACGUCUACAUCUCCAACCGCCUGACGGGCAACGACACCGACUCCAUCGCCCACUUCAAGGUCAAGCGCACCAAGUGCGGCGCCGUCUCCCUCGAGUACGCCGACACCGUCUCCUCCGGCGGCAUCCUCCCCCGAAUGUUCAGCCUGAGCAACGACGCCGAGACCGUCUUCUCCGCCAACCAGGACGGCGAGUUCGGCCUUGUCGCCCUCGACAUUGGAGAGAACGGCAAGCUGGGCGAGACUCCCAUUGCCACAAUUGUCGCCUCCAAGUUUGGCGAGCCCCAGUUCGGCCCCCAGUUUGUGCAGCAGAUUGCAUAG